UCUGUCUGUCUACGUGCCUCUCACCUCGUACAACCUCCCAUCCAGCCUACAUCAGCCGCGCUCACAGGAUGCUUCGCUAAGAGACUUCAAGGACUUCACAGCAAUAACAGGGAUUUGAGAAUUUUGAAAAAUGGUUGGAUUUUUCCAGAUGUUGAGGAAGAGAAAGGAGCUGAUCCCUCUGAUAGGGUUCAUGGCUUUUGCUGCAACGGGAGCCACCUCUGCUGCUCUCUACUUUCUAUUUACUAAACCUGAUGUUAUUUUGAACAAGACCAAAAACCCAGAACCAUGGGAGAGAGUGGACCCGACAAAACCCCAAAAGUUCAUCACCAUCAAUCAGCAGUGGAAACCAGUGGAGGAGCUGGAGUUGGUGAAGAGCCUCACCAAGUAAAAAAAAAAAAGGCGGGCAUCUGCUAGAAAGAUCCACACCUGCCGGCCCCCCCAUCAGUCUAACAGAAUCCUUUCUGCACAAACUAGGAUGCUUUGACACUCAGUGUGCGGAAAUGCUUCUGCUCCACUGGUGGGGUUACACCCUGCUCUGUACUGGCCCGGCUCAAGGACGUCCAUCAUACUAACUAUGGUAACAGAUACUCGUGCUGCCAGGAAAAAAGUGAAAAAAGACUAAUUCUGGGUUUCUGUGAUUACAGCUAGAGAGGUGUAUUCGCAUUAAACAGGUUGUGGUAUUUCAUGUGACAGAGAGGUUGGUAGUAACAGCCACCCAGAUGCUCCCACAGUAGAUGUGAAGGUAUGACAGUGUGCAAAUGUGAAAGACCAAAAGUGUAAGUAAUGUACUGUACAGUCAAUAAAUUAUUAUGAACA
Chelmon rostratus (copperband butterflyfish) is the source of this 816-nucleotide messenger RNA. It is a transcript of the gene coxfa4l3, whose product is annotated as chromosome 1 C15orf48 homolog. NCBI's taxonomy places the organism in Eukaryota, Metazoa, Chordata, Actinopteri, Chaetodontiformes, Chaetodontidae. The record is from RefSeq and is a predicted model, not a curated record. The transcript has 5 exons. The coding region runs from base 131 to 388 and encodes 85 amino acids.